Salpingoeca rosetta is the source of this 956-nucleotide messenger RNA. Its product is annotated as adenylate kinase 2. Bases 143 to 811 code for a protein of 222 amino acids. Gene Ontology annotation, cellular component: mitochondrion; cytoplasm. Gene Ontology annotation, biological process: nucleobase-containing compound metabolic process. Lineage: Eukaryota; Choanoflagellata; Craspedida; Salpingoecidae. The transcript is spliced from 8 exons. Gene Ontology annotation, molecular function: ATP binding; AMP kinase activity. The record is from RefSeq and is a predicted model, not a curated record.
CAGCAAAGUGUGUUUGGGCGAUUCGCAACAUCUUCCCCUAUGUUUCCUUCUGGUGCCUUUCUUCUCUCCACCUUGCUCCCUUUGCCACUGCCGACCAACCAACAAGCCACAACCCAGCCAGCGUAGCUCCAUCACCACCACCAUGGCCUCCAAGCUGUAUGCACUCCUCAUUGGUCCCCCUGGCGCCGGCAAGGGCACGCAGGCUGAGCGCAUCGUUGACCGGUAUGGCGUGUGCCAUCUUGCAACAGGUGACAUGCUUCGCGCCGCCAUUCGUCAGGGCACCCCGCUUGGCCGCCAAGUCAAGGAAAUCAUGGCAUCCGGCGGUCUGGUCAGUGAUGAGAUUGUUGUCAACCUCAUCCGGGACAACCUCGACACCCCAGAGUGCAGCAAGGGCUUCCUUCUCGACGGUUUCCCCCGCACCCUUGAGCAGGCCAAGAAGCUCGAUGAACUGCUUGACCAGCGUAAGGUGAAGCUGGACGCUGCGCUUGAGUUUGCCAUCAAGGACUCCGUUCUCAUUGAGCGCAUCGAGGGCCGUCUGAUCCACAAGGCCUCUGGCCGCACAUAUCACACCAAGUUCAACCCUCCCAAGGUUCCCGGCAAGGAUGACGUCACGGGCGAGGACCUCUACAAGCGCCCCGAUGACAACGCCGAGUCGCUGAAGAAGCGCCUGGCAGCAUACCACGAGAAGACGGCCCCUCUUUGCGACUACUACGACAAGAAGGGCAUCCUGCACCGUAUUGAGGCAGACAACGCUCAGGCGACCGUGUGGGCCAAGAUCCAGAACAUCUUUGACGGCUGUAUCAAGAAGUAGACUCGCGUGUGUCACCAUCACAUCACACACUUGCUUGCAAUACCACCAUCGCGCAUGCAUGCUUCCUUGUAACAGUCUUCCUUUUCCCUCCAGUACACUGCCUGGCCGGCCCAAAACCAAUAAAAACACAUGUGAAUCAGCGAAC